Molecule: messenger RNA, 690 nt
Organism: Batrachochytrium dendrobatidis JAM81
Lineage: Eukaryota; Fungi; Chytridiomycota; Chytridiomycetes; Rhizophydiales
Exons: 5
Coding region: 1-690 (229 amino acids)
Source: RefSeq, a predicted model, not a curated record
AUGUCAGGAAUCGAAGGUUCACUAGAAUGCCUUUCUCAGACACUUGUCAAAAAAACGACCUUAUUCAAACUCAGGCAGCAGCCCCUACGGGGGCGUAUGUGUGGAUUCUCUGCAGUCAAGGACCGUCGGAUUAUAGACCCACCACUUGUCUUGCAGCUGGUCACGCUUGAUAAUCGAAACGUACUCGAGGCAUAUCAGGACUUUAAUCUACAUAUACUAUGUCAUAUUUCACUAUGGUCUGCAGAUCGACAAACGGACUGUAGUGCCGUCAUUAAUCCUCGAUACAAAAGCCAUAAUCUCAAGCUUCGUGAUAUGCCCUCGUCUAGAAAACAUGGGUGUCCAUCAGAAGGAAACCAGUAUUGUCAAACAAUCAUAGGCACCACAUCCACUCCUCCGCAGGUUCUGAUGGAUUUGGAUGGAACUCCUGGUCUUUUCUUUGUCUUUUAUGAUCUAUCUGUUCGUGUACAGGGAGAUUACACAUUAAAAUGCCAGCUAUUUGAGCUGGAUUCCACAAGAGGAAAUAUGACAUCUACAGUCGUCAGAGAUGUAAUCUUCACCAACCCAUUUCACAUGUACUCGCCAAAGUAUUUCCCUGGCAUGGGAGAAUCAACCGAGUUAUCAAAGUGCUUUGCUAGACAAGGCAUUUCAAUUCACAUUCGACGGGACUAUUCAGGAGAAAUACUGACAUAA